CGGGGCUUGGCGUGACCCCUCCUUCGCCUCCCCCUAGGGUGGUGGGGAGGGGGUCUCGGCGUCCGGGUCGGCCCGGACGCCCAGACCAGUGUGGCGGAGGGCCCGGGACGCCCGGGUCAGAAGCAGGGGCAGAUUCAGGACUCUGGGGUCUGGUCCUGAGUAAAGGAGGCCCCACUGCCCCUGGGUCCCCCAAGCCUGCUUCAGUUUACCUUCGCGAGUAAAUGGGGCUGGACCUUCCCCUUUGGUCCCAUCCUGGUCCCAAUGUACUGCUCUUUGUGGCCUCCUUUCACCAGCCGUCUGCCUGUCGCCAUGCUGUCCCUGUGCCUGUGCCGGUUGUGGCCCCGCAGCCCUCCCACCCGGCUCUUCUCAGCGGCCACCGGGCAGCGGUCUGGCCCCAGGAACUACUAUGAACUGUUAGGGGUGCACCCUAGUGCCAGCACCGAAGAAGUUAAACGAGCUUUCUUCUCCAAGUCCAAAGAGCUGCACCCUGACCGGGACCCUGGGAACCCGGCCCUGCAUAGCCGCUUCGUGGAGCUGAGUGAAGCGUACCAAGUGCUCAGCCGGGAGCAGAGCCGCCUCAGCUAUGAUCGGCAGCUCUGCUCAGCGGCUUCUCCAAAGUCUUCAGGAAGCACAGCGCAUCCCGGGUCUGCACGAGCACACAGCUCCUGGGAGUCCCCCAAUGCACAAUACUGGGCCCAGUUUCACGGUGUGAGGCCUCAGGGACCAGAGUCGAGGCAGCAGCAGCACAAACACAACCAGCGAGUGCUGGGGUACUGUCUCCUGAUCAUGCUGGCGGGCAUGGGCCUGCACUAUGUUGCUUUCAGGAAACUGGAACAGGUCCACCGUGGCUUCAUGGACGAAAAGGACCGGAUCAUCACAGCCAUCUACAAUGACACACGGGCCCGGGCCAGGGCCAACAGAGCCAAGCUCCAGGAGCGACUGCAGAGCCAGCAGCCGCAGCCCCGACCUGGCCCAGGGAUCGUGCCUCCCGGCACCGGCACGGGCCCCGACCCUGGAGCGGCCCACUAGAACGGGGCCUCCUCUGUGUUCCCUCCUCGCUACCCCGGGGGACGCCCCACUACCCCAAAACGCUUGCAAUAAACUGAUUCUCAGA
Hyaena hyaena (striped hyena) is the source of this 1114-nucleotide messenger RNA. RefSeq names its product DnaJ heat shock protein family (Hsp40) member C4 (gene DNAJC4). The transcript is spliced from 6 exons. NCBI's taxonomy places the organism in Eukaryota, Metazoa, Chordata, Mammalia, Carnivora, Hyaenidae. Bases 262 to 1029 code for a protein of 255 amino acids. The record is from RefSeq and is a predicted model, not a curated record.